AUGACUACGAAAAUACUGGCUUUAAGAAAUGUAGUCAGAAAUCCAAUAACAGCAUUACUGAAGCAGCCCAAUAUACAAAAUAAUGGACAAAAUAACCUCAUACAAUUUAGCACAUCGCCUCUUGUUUACGUAAAUUUUUUCAACAAAUUGCCUGCAGAAAAAUUAUGGAAAUCCGUUACCUCUGUAAGUAAUGCUGGAGCUAAGAAGGGUCGUGGUAAGGGGGCUGGUCGAAUACGAAUAAGAGACUUGAAUCGGGGACAAAUAAUUGGAGUUGGCAAAAUAAAUAUGUUGUGGCCUGGACUGUCUGCCCCUGUCAUUAGAGGUAGAGAACUUCUUAAACAACAGAGAUUACCAGAUGAUCCAGAAAGGAUGGAAAAGCUGAUAAAACUGAGAGACUCUAUGACAAGAUUUAGACGCUUGAAGUUAAGUCCUAUAGAAAGAGGAUGGUCUGGAGCCAGAAUGCCUGGACGAAGUCUUGGACCUCCAGAUCCAGUUGCUGAUGAGGAAUUUGUUGGGUUUGAUACAAAGGUGCUUCAAUUGAGACCACUGCUUAUUAUGAAAGGAACAUUAGGACGUACAAGAAAUUUUCAAGCUAUGGUGGUGACAGGUAAUGGCCAAGGUUUAGCUGGAUUUGGAAUAGGCAAAGCAAAAGAAGCUCAAGCGGCUUUAAGAAAGGCCAAAAACAGAGCUGGCAAGAAAUUAAUGCACUUUGACAUUUAUAAGAAUCAUACAGUUUAUCACGAUUUCUUUACUGCAUUUGGUAAAACUAAGAUAUAUGUUCAAAAAAAGAAUGAAGGUUAUGGUUUAAUGGUACACCGAGCCAUUAAAGAAAUAUGUCAAGCUAUUGGUAUUAAGGACCUUCGCGCUAAAGUAGAGGGCCCAAGUAACUUGCAACAUAUUGUUAAAGCCUUUUUUAUCGGUCUCUUACAACAGAGGACUCAUCAACAAUUAGCUGAGGAAAAGAAAUUACAUCUUGUAGAAUACAGAGCGGAAAAUGAGUACUAUCCAACUGUAGUAGCUAGCCCAAGCACAGUCAGAACAAAGGAAGAAAUACCAAAAGAUGAAACUCUCGACUUCAAACAAUAUGUUAUGAAUGAUAAAGUUAUUUUGCAGAAAAAGAAAUUCCCCCGUUUCUAUGAGACCAUGCCUCAUUAUGAGUUAUUCCUUAAAAAAUAUGAAAAAUACAGAAAUCAUGAGAAAAUCAGACUCGAUCUCAAAGUUGAGUAUGGAGAAGUUAAGAGUUUCUUGAAUGACAAAUAUCCAGAAGAAAAAAAUGAGCAAGAAGCUUAG
Molecule: messenger RNA, 1290 nt
Organism: Leptosia nina
Lineage: Eukaryota; Metazoa; Arthropoda; Insecta; Lepidoptera; Pieridae
Source: the annotation of a GenBank genome assembly